Messenger RNA from Drosophila willistoni, 1400 nucleotides. It is a transcript of the gene RpL4, whose product is annotated as 60S ribosomal protein L4. The record is from RefSeq and is a predicted model, not a curated record. Lineage: Eukaryota; Metazoa; Arthropoda; Insecta; Diptera; Drosophilidae. The coding region runs from base 93 to 1298 and encodes 401 amino acids. Gene Ontology annotation, cellular component: cytosolic large ribosomal subunit; ribosome. The transcript has 4 exons. Gene Ontology annotation, biological process: translation. Gene Ontology annotation, molecular function: structural constituent of ribosome; RNA binding.
CUUUCUUUCUUCGUUCUUCUUAAUAAAAAGAGGACGGUAUCUGCGUUUGCAGAAUAUAAAACACCAUUUAUUGGGCUUGAAAAUCAACAAAAAUGAGCUUAGGCAACGCCAGGCCUUUGGUCUCCGUAUAUACGGAAAAGAAUGAGGCUGUCAAGGAGAAGAACAUCUGCCUGCCAGCAGUUUUCAAAGCACCCAUCCGUCCGGAUGUGGUCAACGAGGUGCACCAGCUGUUGCGCCGCAACAACCGUCAGCCCUAUGCCGUGAGCGAGCUUGCUGGCCACCAAACCUCUGCUGAAUCCUGGGGUACUGGUCGUGCUGUUGCCCGUAUUCCCCGUGUCCGUGGUGGUGGUACUCACCGCUCCGGUCAGGGUGCUUUCGGAAACAUGUGCCGUGGUGGACGCAUGUUCGCCCCCACCAAGACUUACCGCCGCUGGCACCGUAAGGUGAAUGUAAACCAGCGUCGCUACGCUCUGGUUUCGGCUAUCGCCGCUUCAGGCGUGCCCGCCCUUGUCCAAUCUAAGGGUCACAUCAUUGACGGUGUCUCCGAGUUCCCACUGGUCGUCUCUGAUGAAGUACAGAAGCUGCAGAAGACCAAGCAGGCCGUUGUUUUCUUGCGUCGCCUCAAGAUCUGGGCUGACAUCCAAAAGGUGUACAAGUCGCAGCGCUUCCGUGCUGGCCGUGGUACCAUGCGCGACCGUCGCCGUAUUGCCCGUCGUGGCCCCCUGGUGGUCUACCACAAGGACGAGGGUCUGCGUAAGGCAUUCCGUAACAUCCCCGGCAUUGAGACCAUCAACGUGGACAAGCUGAAUCUGUUGAAGCUGGCUCCUGGUGGUCAUGUUGGUCGCUUCGUCAUCUGGACUGAGUCUGCUUUCUCGCGCCUGAAUGAUCUGUUCGGCACCUGGAAGAAGCCAGCUACCUUGAAGAAGGGCUACAAUCUGCCACAGCCCAAGAUGGCCAACACGGAUUUGUCGCGUCUGCUCAAAUCUGAGGAGAUCCGCAAGGUUCUGCGUGAUCCACGCAAGCGCGUAUUCCGUAGCGUGCGUCGCCUCAACCCAUUGACCAACGUCCGUCAACUGGUCAAACUGAAUCCCUACGCCGAGGUGUUGAAGCGUCGUGCCGCUUUGGCUGCUGAGAAGCGCACCGUUGCUAAGGUUCUGGCCAAGGCCAAGAAACAAAACGUAGAGUUGGCCAAAUCCCACUUUGCCAAUGUCGCUACCAAGGCGGCGGCAAAUCGCGCCAAGCUCCUGGCUGCUCGCAAGAAGAAGGUUGCCACCAAGAAGCCCGCGCCCAAGAAGUAAAACGGAGAAGUAAUCAACAGACACACACAGAAGAAAUACUUUUAUAUUAAUAAAAUAACAAAAGUUGUAUGAAUUUUAUUCAUAAUACAGUGCGAAAGUGUA